Molecule: messenger RNA, 726 nt
Organism: Chlorella variabilis
Lineage: Eukaryota; Viridiplantae; Chlorophyta; Trebouxiophyceae; Chlorellales; Chlorellaceae
Exons: 5
Coding region: 1-726 (241 amino acids)
Source: RefSeq, a predicted model, not a curated record
AUGUCCCUGCCUCGCCACCGCCGCCUGGCGCCGCCGCCGCACACCGCCCUGCUGCUGUUGCUGGGCCUGGGCGCUUGCGCCGUGCAGCCGGGCCUCUGCUUCACAACCGACUACCUCCCCUUCCGCGCACCAGACGGCUGUACAGAGCUGCCGCUUAAAUACGACAUGGCGACGAUGAAGCUGGACUACCAGAUCUCCAGAGCCAAGCUCGAUUGCCCUAAAAUUGGGGCGGAAUACACCAGCUGGGCCUGGAACCGCACCGUGACCAAGCAGUACACAAAUGGUACCAUCUAUUUCCUCCAGUACUGCACCAUCCCUGUGGCCAAGCCCGGCCUCUACCCGCAGCCAUACGUUGAUUCCGACUCGCCCUACGUCUGGUAUGGAGAUGAGUGUUGCGUGGGCAGCGGCAAGGUGCUGUGCAAGCUGUGCGGACGCAAGGAGUGCAACGGGUGCCAAUACUCCUGGAGGGGCACCGCGCCCAGCUGCUACGACACUUGCGACAAGGGAGAGACGGUGGUGGCGACAGACGAUUUCGGCGACGGCCACAAAUGCAGCAUUGACGGCUAUGGCUAUAAAUUCCUGUGCGAGUCUACGGCCGCAGCCACGGGACUCGGCGGCACGGCGUUUGGGCCCAAGCUUGCUGCCGCCGCCGCCGUGCCCGGGGGGCAGCGCGGCGGCGGCGGCGGCACGCUGCGACGCCCCCGAGCCACCGAGCUGCGGCCGUAG